This is a messenger RNA of Penicillium malachiteum, 504 nucleotides long. RefSeq lists its product as uncharacterized. Bases 1 to 504 code for a protein of 167 amino acids. NCBI's taxonomy places the organism in Eukaryota, Fungi, Ascomycota, Eurotiomycetes, Eurotiales, Aspergillaceae. The transcript has 2 exons. The record is from RefSeq and is a predicted model, not a curated record.
AUGUGUCCUCAUCACCUUGAGCCUGGCGUCUGUCUCAGAACGCAAGAUGUCCUUGUCAAUGUAAGCGGCGGCUUAAUCCCCACUCCAGAAGACCCAGAAGUUCUUAUUGAAUGGGACCUUGAGUUUGCCAAUUUCCAGAAGAAUCCUUCUCGCUUUCUGGAAGUAUGUCGCCAUAUCAGUUUUGCCGGCUUAAAAGAUGGCAUUAUAGAGCUUCUUGGCGGAAAACCUGGAGGGAAGCCUAUCCCCUACAGAUGUGAGGUCUGUAACACAGACGUCUGCAUUGAAAUCAAACGAUUUGACUUUAAAACUGCUCUUUUUAUGACAAAGUGGGUUGGCCUAGGCCAUGUCAUCUACGAGGAUGAUCCAUUGUGGAAGAGCCACGUCUUUUGGAACGAUGAAGAUAUUGAUAUCGGAAAGAUCAAUGAUGAUGACCUUCAAUGUCCCCAUGGCAUCAGAGUCGUUGAGGGACUUGAUAUUUCGGAAUCUCUCUUGCCUGAGAAAUAA